This is a messenger RNA of Trichomycterus rosablanca, 1068 nucleotides long. RefSeq names its product retinal outer segment membrane protein 1b (gene rom1b). The record is from RefSeq and is a predicted model, not a curated record. Gene Ontology annotation, cellular component: plasma membrane. Gene Ontology annotation, biological process: visual perception. Bases 1 to 1068 code for a protein of 355 amino acids. The transcript has 5 exons. Lineage: Eukaryota; Metazoa; Chordata; Actinopteri; Siluriformes; Trichomycteridae.
AUGGCACUGUUGAAAAUGAAGUUUCCAUUUCAGAGAAGAGUACACUUGGCUCAGGGUCUCUGGUUAAUGUCAUGGGUGGCCAUGGUCUGUGGAGCCACCACUUUUGCCUUGGGAGUCUUUCUCAAGACUGAGCUCAUCCGUCGGGCUGAGGUGAUGCAUAACAAUGACAUCCACAUUGUGCCCAAUCUGCUAAUGAUGGUCGGACUCACAUCUGUGGGCAUCAACCUCUGUGCUGGUAAAGUCUGUCAGGACUCCCUGGAUGCUUCACGGUUCCCACGCUGGAAGAACUUCCUCACUCCCUUCUUUUGCAUUUCUCUAUUCUUUACAACUUUGCUCUUGGUGGCCAUGGCACUGAGCUAUGCUCUGCAGCCCAGUCUGGAGGAAUCUCUCAAAGUGGGACUGAAGAACGGCAUACGCUUUUAUAAGGACACAGACACUCCAGGCCGGUGCUUCCAGAAGGAAACCAUUGAUCGUCUGCAGAUAGAGUUUCAGUGUUGUGGAAACACAAACUACAGGGACUGGUUCGAGGUGCAGUGGAUUAACAACCGCUAUCUGGAUUUCACAUCCAAAGAAGUAAAAGAUCGUGUGAAAAGCAAUGUGGAUGGUCGUUACCUGGUGGAUGGAGUUCCUUUUAGCUGCUGUAACCCAGCGUCCUCCAGGCCCUGCAUCCAGUACCACCUUCUAGACAACUCAGCCCAUUACAACUAUGAGUACCAGAGUGAAGAGCUUAACCUGUACAACCGUGGCUGUCGCCAGGCUCUCGUCAGCUACUACAUGGGCCUGAUGAACACAAUUGGGCCAGGAGUUUUGUCUGUUUUCCUGAUUCAGAUGACUGUGCUGAUUUGCCUGCGUUACCUGCAGACCUCCAUGGAGGCGGUUGAAGGUCAGGAGAACAUGGAGAUUGAGACGGAGGGCUACAUCCUGGAGAAAAGUGUGCAGGAAACAGUCAAAAAGUUAAAGGAAAAAGUACUGAAGUUGUUUCAGCAAGUGCAGGUGGAGGCUGAAUCCCCAGAGACUGGACCAGAGGCAACAGCAUCAUCUGGCAAAACAGCCACGGCCACCGGCUAA